This is a messenger RNA of Drosophila suzukii, 807 nucleotides long. It is a transcript of the gene retinin, whose product is annotated as retinin. The record is from RefSeq and is a predicted model, not a curated record. NCBI's taxonomy places the organism in Eukaryota, Metazoa, Arthropoda, Insecta, Diptera, Drosophilidae.
CUGCAUCAUUCAUUCGUCAGCUUACGGAUCUGAAGGGAGACUACCAUAAUCAUGUCUAGAAUGUUCCUGCCCAUCCUGGCCACUGUGCUCGUCUUUGCCGGAGCUUCGCAGGCAGCCAGCUUGGAGUGGCCCUCGAAUUUGGUGGCCCUCAGUUCGGUCAAGUCCUCGCAGCUGCUUCCCAUUGCCAGCGAAGAUUCCGUUGAGUUGUCUGAGAGCAGUUCGGGAUCUGUCAGCUCAGUCGUUGCCCAACCGGAGCAACAAUCCGAGGAGGAUGAGGAUGAGGAACAGCAGCUUUCCCAGUCCUCCAGUGGCAGUUCGGAUCCCAUCGAUGCCCGUUUGGUUUCAUCCGGCAUACCCGUCUCCGUGCCACUUCCUCUGAUCCUGGCCGCUCGCAAUGGACUGCGUACCGUACUGACCAUUCAGGAGCCGGCUGUGGCCAAGGUAGGUGAGGUGGUGCAGCACGUGCCCACUGCCAUUUCGCAUCAGAGCCAGACGGUGGUGCACGAUCACCGCCGACUGGUCACUCCCAUUGUGGCCCCAGCUGUUCGCACCACCCAGGUGGUUCGCCAGGAGCCACCGCUUCUGUGGACCGUGGCCUCCGAUCCCCGAGUGGUUCUCAUCCGCAACUGAGCAGGCAUGCCAAAGAUCAACAAGAUGAACUCGCCAAAUCUAUGAUAUUACUACUCUUAAUUUCUUUUCUCAACCUGAUUACCCACAAAACUCUGUCUCUUCUCUGUCUUCUUUCUUCUGCCAUUUUCUGUAGAAUUCUUCUGUAGUGUGCUUUUAAUAAAGAUUUCACAUUUGCAC